AUGGCGCGCGCGGGCCGGCCGGCCGGCCGGCCGGGAGCGCUGACAACUGGGGGGCCCCCCGGUCCUUCUGGCCUCGUCGCGCGUAACCAAAGGCCCGGACUAGCGCGCGCGCAAGAAGGAGCCGCUCGAGAGCAGCAGCCGGCCGGGGCGGUCCCGCAGCUCCAAACCCGCGCUCGAACGGCGCGCAAGCGAGGCGUGGGAGAGCUCGGGCUUUGCGCGCGGAAGCACGUGACCCGCCGGCCGCGGCGCUAUAAAGGCUCCUGGCGCGCUCGGCAGCGGCUCAGUGCUUUCGCGGCAGCCUCGGCGGCGGAGGAGGAAGAGGACGACGAGGCGCUCUCCGACGUGGAGGACGCGGACAUCGACGUGGUGGGCCCCCCGCACGAGCACGGCCAGGCCAAGUUCAGCGAGGAAGAGGAGGACGAGGACGACGGAGGCGGCGGCGGCGGCAAGAACCCGCUGGUGAAGCCGCCCUACUCGUACAUCGCCCUCAUCACGAUGGCCAUCCUGCAGAGCCCCAAGAAGCGGCUGACCCUCAGCGAGAUCUGCGAGUUCAUCAGCGGCCGCUUCCCUUACUACCGGGAGAAGUUCCCCGCCUGGCAGAACUCCAUCCGCCACAACCUGUCGCUCAACGACUGCUUCGUCAAGAUCCCCCGCGAGCCGGGCAACCCGGGCAAGGGCAACUACUGGACUUUGGACCCGGAGUCGGCCGAUAUGUUCGACAACGGCAGCUUCCUCCGUCGGAGGAAGCGCUUCAAGCGGCAGCAGCAGCAGCUCCACCCGCAGCCCCCGGAGCUCCUCCUGCGAGCGGCCGCCGACUCGGCCGCUUUCCUCCCGGGCUUUGCCUACGGACCUUAUGGCUACAACUACGGGCUCCAGCUGCAGAGUUUCCACCACCAUCACCACCACCACCACCACCCUGCCGCCGGAGGAGGCGGCGGGGCGGCGGCGGGGCCCUUCCCCUUCCAGCCCUCACCUUGUGCCCUGCCUGCCUCGGCGGGUCCCGGCGCUUCGGCGGCCGCCCCGUCGGUCUUCUCCAGCGGCCUUUCCUCUUUCCUCGGUGGCGAUCUGAGUUGUAGGAAAGCCUUCUACCCCGCCGGGCAGCUUAGUCCCACCGCCUCUCUCCUGCAGACUCUCAAGACGGACCAGGGAGCCGGCAACAGGCCUUCCUUUUCCAUAGACAAUAUCAUCGGCGGCGGUGCGGCCCCUCCGCAGUCGAGCAGCUCCACCACCAGCGCGCCAACUUCGCCCUUCCCGGCGAGCCACGCCGGUAGCCAAGCGCAGGUCCUGGCGAUGCUCUCUCCGGCUCUGACUCCCUUACCGAACCAUUUGAAUCUGGCCCACGAAUCCCUUCUACAGUCAGGACCGAACUUCUCCAGUAAACUCACAAACCUCAACAGCUGUCCCUUUUAAAACACACACACACACACACACACGCAACCAGCCUCAAUGCCCUCGACCCCAACCAACUGCCCCCUAUCUGUCUUGUCUCCCCUACUCCACUCCCACAAUUGCCCUCCUAUUGUGUUUUAAAAGGUAGGAACUCUUGUUUUUUUUUUAUUUUUACUUUUUCUUUGGCGUCUGGAUCGAUAUUGCGUGUUCGUUUCUCUCCUUGCCUUUUCAGGAUCGGUGUUUUAAAAGCAGGAUGGGGCGGGGGAGAGAGACGCAGGGAUCUAAGAGAUCAGAUUUAUUUCAGAUUAGCCUUUCCUGUCAAAUGAACUUUCGUGACUUGUAAAAAAAUAAAAUAAAAUAACAGGGAAUAGUUGAAUUAAGGCUGUGAUGCUAAACCGCCGGCAUGAGGCAUGAAAACCGUUCUAGCCGGAUUUAGUGAUAGUUACCUCCGAGUCAAAAUAAAAGUGACUGGAGGUGACAAAACGACAAUCUGUAAUUCUCCAAACACUUGUUUUGAAAGGCGACUCACACCCAAAUCAGUGUGCAGGACUGGAGCCUUAAAUCCUUGAUUUAAGUGGAUGGUGAAUCUGAAAUAUUGCACUAGUAACUUCUCUCUUAAAUUCUGUCCCUGUAGGAUUCCUUAUACAGUAUCUCUACCUUGCUGUUGUUUCAAAACACUUGUUUAAGGAAAGUUUCCCUCGAAUGUUUCAAUAUUAUGAAUCACAACCUCCUAAAGUGAGGGAUCAUUUGGCAACAGCGAGAUUUCAAACCCAAUUACCAAAAAAAGUCCUGCGGUAUCAGGAAGUUUUCUGUUACCUCCUCAGCCAUCUUCUCUCCACCCCUCUAGUGUGUGUGUUUUCUUGUGCACCUGGGUUUAUUUGUGUGUAUAUAUUGUCCACCAGAACUUACUUGACUCUUCCCACUAGCUGUGCAUCCUUCCUAUUUUAUUGAAAGAUUUGUGAAUACUUUGAUGUGGAAAAGGCGUCGUAUUUUUUUUGUCCACCUUUGGUGUAAAUUAAUAAAUGUUUGU
This is a messenger RNA of Pogona vitticeps (central bearded dragon), 2419 nucleotides long. NCBI's taxonomy places the organism in Eukaryota, Metazoa, Chordata, Lepidosauria, Squamata, Agamidae. The record is from RefSeq and is a predicted model, not a curated record.